GCUGCACGCUGGACGCCGCAGGGACCGUACUGGACGCUUCCAGGGCUUGGCAGGAAGCUGAAGGCUGCCUACCUGUGACCAGGCCAGAGGUGUCCCCGAUGGGCCUGGGGCAGGAGGAGGAGGAGGAGGCCUGGGCGGAGACGCCUCGACAUGUGAAACCCAAGUCCUUCAGGCGGUGGAAUGACGGCGAAGGGGAGGACGAUGCUCUGGAGCCGGUCCGAAGCGAGCAGCGGUUCUUGGAAGACGAGGGAGGAAAGGCGUCUCUUCUGGAAGCUGCAGAUGGGCCCUGUGCCGGGACGGACGGACCUGCUCUCGCGGCCGCAGACGGUGCCCAGGAAGAGUGUUGGCCCAAGGUGGAAAGAUCAAGGAGGGCUGAGGGCGGCAGAGUCAAAGCUGUUUCUGAGGAGACGGAGUCCCCGGCUGACGGGGCCACCCCAGUCCGCGCUGCCCGAGCCCAGGUGGAGGCGGCCCAGAUUCCAGACGCCGCGGAACGAUUUUGGAACGGGGUCAGACGCUCGGCAAGGAUGCCGACCCUGGCCGAUAGUUGCCGAUCAGAGGCCCCACGGGGCCCGACCUCCAGCCAGAAGCCUUCCAUGCCUGUUUCCUGUCUCUGGUCCACACGGAGGCCUCUGCCAGACGCAGUGGCAUUUGUCCCUGACAAGCUGGUUCCCGGUCCCUGCAUGUCUGCUUCCUCCCCAUCGCUGCGCGGAAACCAAGCUAUACGAGGACUCAGAGGUUUGCCCCCAGGUGGGAGCCCGAGCUCCUGGGAGCGCCUGCCCUCUGUGACCGGCCCCGCUCUGAGGAACCCUACCCCGCGGACUUCCUCCCGGGACUUUGCGGGGGCGGCGGGGGCGAUGACCACACCACCAGCGCCCGGGAGAUGCUCCUCGAUUCAGGCAGAUUACUGGGCCUGCGUCCUGCCUGACUCCCUGCCUCCCUCCCCGGACCGCAGCUCCCCGCUCUGGAACCCGAACCAGGAAUACGAGGCCCUGCUGGACUUCACCUAUCCACUGAAGCCCGGGCCCCGGGGGCCGAAGCCUCUCGAGGGGGCUGCGCCACCUGACCACGUCCUUCACGACUCGGGUGUGGACCUGGAUAGCUUCUCCCUGUCACCGGAGAGCUCCCUGCGAUCCCCGGGCACCUCUGCCCACCACCACCCUGGCCUCGCCCCGGGACUCUCCCCGUCGGCCCCCGGAAGGCCAGGCUCCGUGGGAUUGACCGCCUCCGGCUGCCAGGGGCCUUCUCGGGCCUCCCUCAAGUGCCCCCGGCACCCACCCCCUGCUGCCCGGCGCCUUGAGCUCAGCUCCCCGGCACCUGGGCGGCUGCAAGGGGACGGGGCCGGCGGGGAGGAGGGGGUCGGCCCUGAGAAGCCCCGCCGGCGACCCCAGGUCCCGGCCGGGGCAUCAGCGUGGGCCACGCAAGAGGGGAGCGACAGCGAGGAAGAGUAUCUUUCCCUGCCUCCACGUCUGACCCAGGUGUCCAGUCUGGAGCGCUAUCUGGCCGCUGCCCCCGGGGCCAGCCCAGAGCCAGCUAGGCAGAGCGGCGUCGGCGGUGCCGGGCCAGACUGGGCGGACUCUGGUGAAGGCCGCGGUGGAAAACCAUGUGGAGCUCUCCGGACGUCGGGGCCCCACCCUGACCACCUCCAGCUCUUCAGGGAGGACGUGGUCAUGCGUGGCCAGGGCCAGCAGGAUCCGGCAAACCAGUGGGAGAGGCUCGUCUUCUCCUCUUCCUCCUCCCUCCCCUCUUCCCAGCCCUUCUCUCCCCUCAGGGAUGUGCUCGAAGGGGUUUCCUGCUUGUUCACGGAGAAGGAGCAGCAGCAGCUACAGCAAGACAGGAACCGAGUCAAAGGGCCUCUGGUGUGGCGUAUAAAGACAUUCUGCAGUCAACUGGAAGGACUCAUUCACUGGCUGUACAGAGUAGCAGAGAUGAGUGACAACUUGAUUCCACCCAAAUCUAAUAUUUCAAGCCUCAGAUCUUCGCUGCAGCAGUACCGGCAAUUCAGGAGAGAUAUAGCCGAGCACCAGUCUCUGACGGAGGACGUCCUGCAGAAGGGAGAGAGCCUUCUCGCGUGCAUGGUGGAAAAUACUCCCGUGCUGAAGAGCGCCCUUGGACUGAUCUCCAGGCAGACGGGCAGGCUGGAGGAGCACGCUGAGCGGUUGUACGACUCUGUGCUGGCAACUAUGGACACCAUGGACGACCCCGACCCCGUAGCCAAAGGGAACCCUGCCAGCUUAAAUGGAACAGCCGCUGAAAUCUGGACCGGAGAAGAGCCGGUUCUAGUUGGAAGUCCGAGCGGGAACCCUUUUAUGUCGACAGACCAAGCUGGCGAUGAGUAGGAAGAAACUCACCGGGGUCCUCCAGGCUUUAUCUGAAAUUCUCUUGUGCGCAUUUGAGGGCUGGCUGCUUGAUUCACCUUAUGUCUGUUUUUAUUUCAAACACAGCCGGCGACAACAUGGAGUGGGGAGGUGGAGAAAGAGGCGUGAGUAGAAAUGGUGAUGCUAUGCUGGCCCUUUCUUCACUUUUGAGAUACUGUAUGACGUGCACUUUACUCAGUAGAGAGAGCUAGUUCACCAAUGAGGAGGGGAUGGGAAGGGGAAAAGCAUAAUUUCUUCCUUUUCCACGACUAGGAAAGGCAGCUUCCCUGUGCUCAGUCCAUUUCUCAGGAUCAGCCUGUGGGCUCUGCAAGCAGUGGUGAGGCUUCCCCUUUUUCUAGUGAGUUAAGUGCUGAACCAAACAGAAGAGUUGGGAUGGGUAGGCCAAGCAACUUCAAAGAGGUUGUUAGCCAGACUUUGGAUUUUUUUUUUUCACUUCCUUGCUGGUUCCUUUCGGAAAAGUACUAAUGUUGUGUUCGAAGUUUGUCAGCCAUCCGGAAGUGUGAGAUUCCCAGGUCCCCUGUAAUGGGCCUGGGAAGCCUUGGCAGCCCUGGGUCUCCUUUGGCCCCAUCCUUCUUUCCCCCUCUUGGAAGAGUAGUCUUUUUAAGCAGAGGGAAAAGCAGAGAGAAGGAGCAGGUUUCUGAAGGGGGAGGGAAGGGUCUGAGAACUGAAGACCCUUGAGCACCAAACCCAAGCUGCCACUGAAGGGAGACCUUCACCUCGACAGUCCCCACUGCUUUUCUCUUGUGCAGUAAAAAGAUCCCAGCCAUUAUGUGGUGUGGAGGAGGAGAGAGAGAGGAAAAAGAGGAGGAGAUAGAUGGCACACCCCUGAGGGUCAGAUAGCUACAUUCCUGAAAGCUGAGGCGGUAAAUAGUAGGCUCUCAUAUUAGCCACGGCACUAGAAAAAGAGGAUGGUUUGUUUUGCAGUUUACUAAGUUUGUAAUAUGAAAAGGGUGAUAAAAUGGGGAUUAUUCCUUGUGAAUUGAGAGCACUUGCACAAGUAACUGAAGGACCCCCAAAAGGCAGGCUGGGAUCAUGUAGGUAGUGGAGACCUAAUUUCCUAAGAACUGAAAGUCAGUUUUAGCCAAGAGCACACACACACCUACACAACAAAGCCGGGAGGGAGCACUUGAAUCACAAUUUGGUGUCAGGACCCUAGCCUGAAUGCCAGUUAAAAGGAAAAAGGCCCUUGUCACUGAAGAAAAAUAUAAUUAGAGAUUUCUCUGGCAGAGAUACAUUUUCAUCAUUUUUAACCUUUAGCUGCAAGUAUUUUCAGUCAGACUUAGAAUCAGCAAUACAUUUUCUCCAGGAAAUUUACAAUCAUUUGAUUUACAAUAGUGUACCCUGAACCAAAGCUCCAUCUUGAACAGUGCCUUUCACUCUUCCCAGCCACAAAGCAGACUAGCUACUUUUCCUUCAAGGGAAAGUUUGUUUACUGACAUGCUGUGUAGGUUGGUGGUAAUUGGUGCUAUGGUGGUCCUAUUUCUUCAUAAUGUACUACAUGGAAAAAAAGUGUAUGUAUGCAAAUUGGCUCAGCCAUACAACUCUAAUCUAGUGAGUAUUGCUGUUUGGAAGAGCAAAUGAUUGUUUGAAGCUUAUAAUGCUUUUAGGACCAGGGCAACAUUGUCGCCAAGCAGGCCUAGGGCAGAGGCUAAUACUUAAGCACCUUAAGCAAGGACAGCAUGCAUGCAGACAGGGGGCUUCUCAGUUGGAGCAAGGCUACAGUUACAGCCCACUGAGCUAAGGUAAUGUUUGUUGAGGAGGCACUCUUGUCCCAAAUGGCCUCGUAGUCGAGGCAGGGAUCUGUCUGCACCAGCCUUUGGGUCCACUCCACUUUUCUGGGCAGCUCCGACUUGCAACUGGCAACAAAGCUCAGUCCUGGCUAACAGGAGAGGUCGGGGAAAAGCGUAAGGCAAGAAAUCGUCUCACUCUGCAUUGGUGAGACGGUUAGAAAGUCAGUAUUGGACCCAAUUCUGUUGUCCUUUCUUUAUGGGGCAGCCACAGCACCGGAACAACAAAUGAGAUCAGAACAGGGCCCUUCCCCCAAAGUUCAGGAGUUGUUUCAGAAGUGGGGCUUAACCUGCAAAGACAUGAAAUCCCUUAACUCUAAGCUCCUUGUGGGCAGGGAAUGUGUGUUCCAGUUCUGUUGGUAGUGCAGUCCGGUAUUCUGCUAAGUGCUCACUAAAUACCACUUAUGGAUGGACAGCCUUAAAGCACUCUCCAUUGCAGGUUUGUGUAUUGGCCCUGUACCACAUCUUCAUCCCGUACUACCUCCAAAGAAAUCUUACUGUGCUGUUAGAAAUCAGGGGCCCAGAAGAUCUAGGCCAAAGUCUCCUACAGCCCAAACCAGAAAACCAAUAGAUGUUGCAAUGCUGGCAGUUGGGAUUUACUAAUCAGGAGGACUUGAAAGUGGAAGAGCCAUUGAAGACUGUUUACAGGGGCCAGUGGGUAAAAUGUCAAACAAAUUAAACAGGUGGGAGAUUGCCCACCCACAGCUGAAUGCUGUGAGGUGAGCUAACGGGGGAGUGACUGAAACAUGACCUAGUCCUCGAAUGGAAGCUGUAGAGGACUUGGUUUGGUUCUUGGCUGGGGAACCCAGGUCCCCAGGGUGGCAGGGGAGAGACAGGCAGAGCUGGGGAUUCUCAGGGUGGUCUUUCUCCAGGACCUGGUCACACCUGUCAGCCACCACUACUCCUCAGGGACUGGACAGUUAAGGGGUAGAAACACAGUGAGCACAUAAGAGUGUGACAACCCACUACUAUCCUUGCUGCCUUAAUGAAACAGAUUUCCCAAGGCAUUUGUCAAUGUUUCCUGCUUCGCUGGCCAUUGGUAGAGAUGGUUUCCCCCUAUUCUGAUGAUUACUAGAAGGAAAAAGAGGCAGGAAGUUAAUGAUUUGAGGUUGGAGCCCUUCAACUUGAGGUAGUUUUUUUUUUUUUUUUAACUACAGCUUUAAUUGCCACUUCUAGUAAGGAAUCUAGAGUAGAAUCCUUAGCACCCUGAAAUGGAGUAAAAAGUAGAAUAUCUUUUCUUCAGAUUGCCUUUGUAAGCCAGAAGGAACAAAGAGAAAAAUCCAUCUUCAGGUCAGUGGAGGAAAAGAAAAAAAAAGGGGAAGAAUUAGUAAUGGUAAAAAUGAGUUUGCCCUAACACUAGUGUGAAGGGAGUUGAGCACUGGCUGAUAUCAUUCCCGAGAACUAGGACAGGAAGGUAUAACCAAAAACAUGUCCAAGAUGGCAUGGGCCAGGUGAAACCAGGAUUUUUCAGGAAUGCUCUAUUCAGUUAAGAUCUCAUGAGACAAGUAAAAUAUGAUUAAGUGCUUAUGAAGUAAUGUUUUUACAAAUGCACCAGUAUAAACUUAAUAGCAUAGGCAACUCCUGCUGUACAUAAAACUGGAUUUUGUCACAUUUUUAAGGUCCUUGACAUUUUAGUUUCAUUCAACUUUACUGUAAGAGGUAGUUUCUAAACAUAUUUUCUGUGGUAUAUUAAGGCAAAUAGGAUGGCUGUUUGGUGCAAAUUUUAUCAACACGUACUGUGUUCGAUUUUACAGCAAAGCUCAGUUGCCUUAUGUAAUGUGAAGAGAGCCAACAAGCACAUCUAUAAUACAAAGAAAACUACGAUUUUAUUGUGAAAUUCUCAGAUGGAAAAUUCAGUUGAAUAUUUAUUCUUUUUCAUUUCAUGUUACAAUAAUCUCACCACUUAUUUUUGUACCAUGUAUUUUACGAUUGCCUGUUCAGUAAAAGUUGUAAAUUUUA
Molecule: messenger RNA, 6121 nt
Organism: Tachyglossus aculeatus (Australian echidna)
Lineage: Eukaryota; Metazoa; Chordata; Mammalia; Monotremata; Tachyglossidae
Gene: CEP68
Product: centrosomal protein 68
Exons: 7
Coding region: 99-2336 (745 amino acids)
Source: RefSeq, a predicted model, not a curated record